AUGGCAGGAGGCAAAGGCAAGAGUAUCGGUGGAAAAGCCACUGGCGCGAAGGACUCCUCAACUAAGACUCAGAAGUCGCACAGUGCGAAGGCUGGUUUGCAGUUCCCCUGCGGUCGGGUCAAGCGAUUCCUCAAGAACAAUACUCAGAACAAGAUGCGUGUCGGUGCAAAGGCUGCCGUAUACGUCACCGCUGUCCUCGAAUAUCUGACAGCUGAAGUCCUGGAACUCGCUGGCAACGCCGCCAAGGAUCUCAAGGUCAAACGUAUUACUCCCCGACAUCUGCAGUUGGCCAUUCGCGGUGAUGAGGAACUGGACACCUUGAUCAGAGCCACCAUCGCAUUCGGAGGUGUCCUGCCCCACAUCAACAGAGCAUUGUUGUUGAAGGUCGAGCAGAAGAAGAAGAACAAGGUGGACGCGUGA
This is a messenger RNA of Exophiala aquamarina CBS 119918, 420 nucleotides long. RefSeq names its product histone H2A.Z. The coding region runs from base 1 to 420 and encodes 139 amino acids. The transcript is spliced from 3 exons. Lineage: Eukaryota; Fungi; Ascomycota; Eurotiomycetes; Chaetothyriales; Herpotrichiellaceae. Gene Ontology annotation, cellular component: nucleosome. The record is from RefSeq and is a predicted model, not a curated record. Gene Ontology annotation, molecular function: DNA binding; structural constituent of chromatin; protein heterodimerization activity.